AAAAAAACAAAAAUAAUAUUGGUAGCCACGUUACAUUGGUUACAAGACAAAAACACAAAAGUAAGUUUUGCAGUCGAAUAAUACAAAGCGAUCUUGAUGUAAAGCCACGAGCUAGUGGCGAUAAUGAAGCACGUCCCUACACUCUACUUCUUGCUCUCCACUCUCCUCAUCCUCGCCGUCUCCAUCGAGUCUCUACAGCCUCCACUCUUUCCCGAUGAAUCUCUCCCAACUAAAUCCGGUUACCUCCCGGUUAAACCGGCCCCAGGCUCCUCCAUGUUCUAUACCUACUACGAAGCCCAAAACCCAACCACUCCUCUCACCGACACUCCGCUCCUCGUUUGGCUCCAAGGUGGGCCAGGCUGCUCUUCCAUGAUCGGCAACUUCUACGAGCUCGGCCCUUGGCGAGUAGUUUCACGCGCCAACGUUCUAGAACCAAACCCCGGCGCCUGGAACCGACUAUUCGGCCUGCUUUUCUUGGACAACCCCAUCGGAGUCGGAUUCAGCAUCGCCGCUUCAAAACAAGACAUACCGAGUAAUCAGAGAGAGAUGGCAGAGCAACUCUACGCAUCCCUCGUGGAGUUCAUCGAGCAGAAUCCGGGUUUUGAAAACCGGCCGGUUUACAUAACCGGCGAGAGCUACGCCGGGAAGUAUGUUCCAGCCAUCGGGUACUAUAUACUCAAAGAAAAGCCCAACGGGAAGAUAAAUCUAAAAGGCCUGGCUAUCGGAAACGGGCUAACCGACCCGGUGGCCCAAGUCCGGACACAUGCGGUCAACGUCUACUAUUCGGGUCUGGUCAACGCGAAACAGAGAGAGGAGAUAGAGAGAGCUCAAGAGAUAUCGAUAUCUCUCGUUAAGGCCCAGAGAUGGCGUGAAGCAGCAGAGGCGAGAACCGAACUACUGACGCUACUCGGCAACAUGACGGGACUCGCGACGCUUUACAACACGGCGCGGACGAUACCGUAUAGAACGGACCUUGUGGUGGACCUUCUGAACCAGAGAGAGGCGAAGCGGGUGUUGGGAGUGAGCGAAACGAUGCGUUUUGAGGAAUGCAGCGACGAAGUGGAAGACGCUUUACGGGGAGACGUGAUGAAGAGCGUCAAGUUCAUGGUGGAGUACGCGGUGGAGAGGACCAACGUGCUGUUGUAUCAAGGUAUGCUUGAUCUGAGAGACGGCGUCGUUUCGACGGAGGAGUGGAUGAAGACGAUGAACUGGUCGGGGCUGGGGAUGUUUCUGGCGGCGGAGAGGCGGGUGUGGAAGGACGAGGAGAACGGUGAUCUGGCAGGGUAUGUACAGAGGUGGGGGAAUCUGUCACACGUGGCGGUUUCAGGAGCGGGGCAUUUCGUUCCGACAGAUAAGGCUGUUAACUCGAGGGAUAUGAUAGAAUCUUGGGUUCUGGGAAAAGGUCUGUUCGGUCGUGAAGAUGUACAUCAGACAUUAACGUCAAGCGUUUUAGAGUCUAAGUCAAAUAGAUUUGAUUCUGGAUAUUGAGUGAAAGACCUAUUGUACUGGUUGAGAUAUGUAACACUGAAUAAGAGUCUGUUUCUAGUUGGUCUUGUGAUUUUUAUUUACUUUCUCUUGGAUAUAGGUUCUUUUCUCCGGGGCUAAUUAUUUGCCUGUUAUAUGAAA
Molecule: messenger RNA, 1626 nt
Organism: Raphanus sativus (radish)
Lineage: Eukaryota; Viridiplantae; Streptophyta; Magnoliopsida; Brassicales; Brassicaceae
Product: serine carboxypeptidase-like 50
Exons: 1
Coding region: 124-1488 (454 amino acids)
Biological process (GO): proteolysis
Molecular function (GO): serine-type carboxypeptidase activity
Source: RefSeq, a predicted model, not a curated record